Messenger RNA from Aphanomyces invadans, 1316 nucleotides. RefSeq lists its product as hypothetical. Gene Ontology annotation, molecular function: D-mannose binding. The transcript has 4 exons. Gene Ontology annotation, cellular component: endoplasmic reticulum membrane; endoplasmic reticulum-Golgi intermediate compartment; COPII-coated ER to Golgi transport vesicle. NCBI's taxonomy places the organism in Eukaryota, Oomycota, Saprolegniomycetes, Saprolegniales, Verrucalvaceae. Gene Ontology annotation, biological process: endoplasmic reticulum organization; endoplasmic reticulum to Golgi vesicle-mediated transport; Golgi organization. The coding region runs from base 38 to 1288 and encodes 416 amino acids. The record is from RefSeq and is a predicted model, not a curated record.
UCGGCAUACUCGACUUCUUGACCUAGGCAACACAAAGAUGCGAGUUCUGGCCGCGUUCCUUGCUUUGGCUGCUGCUGCCGUGUGGGGCGCAAAAGUUCCUUCGUUGAGCUUCGAGAAGCCUUUCGAGGAUAUCACGUCUGAUGGCGUCCGCAUAGUCUCGGAUGACUUUACUUUUGGUGGCCACACCGUCGUAAACAAGCACUUUGUGCGGUUGACUACUGACCGUCAAAGCAAGCGCGGUUUUGUGUGGAGCAAAGCAACCCUUGGCUCUGCUGGCCUGACCAAGCAAGAAUUCUCCAUCGUGUUGACGUUUCGCAUCAGUGGGCAAGGGGAACGUUGGUUUGGCGACGGGUUGGCGUUGUGGGUUACCACAGAACCGCGCCAUUCCGACGGCGAGAACCAUGGUUUCAAGGAGAAGUACACUGGGAUUGGGAUCAUCGUUGACACGUUCGUAAACGACGAGCAAGCGGGUGGACACAAAGACGUGACGUUUGUCGUGAACGACGGCACCAAGUCCCUUGACGACAUCAACUAUUCGCCCGAUGGCAAGAAGGGUUGCGAUGCGAAGAAUAUGCGAUACCAUGCCAAGAGCGCGACAUUCUCUGCAUCGGGCAGCAUGUCCCGCGUAAAGUUGUCGUUCUCAAACAACUACGUGAACGUCCACAUCGACCCGACCAACUCGGGGUUUUGGUCCCCAUGCUAUGAAGACACGAUCCAGAUGCCGUCAACGUGGCUCUCGCAAGCGACACUUGGCGUCACAGCAUCCACGGGGUCGCUCGCUGACACGCACGACUUGAUUGCGCUGGAGUUCUAUGACACGAUGCACGACGAGGCGAUUUUGCAAAAGGAUUACGCGACAGUGGCCGAGAAAGCUCCGCCUGCGUCGACUGACCACAUCGAAGACAAGGACGAACGCAACCUGAUCAAGAUCAAGGAGCUCCAACGUCUAUACGACCAAAUGGUCGAGGACUUCGAGCACGAGUACCAAGCGUUGAAAGAAGAGACGGCCAACACCGUUGGCAAGCUCCGCCAGCAAGAGCAGGACGACUUGCGGCGCAUUGAACAGCUCGAGGAAUGGGUCAACAGCCGCGUGGACGAGAAAGUCGGGUCGAAGGUGCAGGAGAUCGAAGAGACCGUGGACAAGUCACUCAAGUCCAAACUCGAGGAAACCGAAGUGUCCAGUGGCGGGUGGAAAAUCCCGUUUGUCAUCCUCGUCCUGGUCUUGGGCGGUGGUGUCGCGUUCGCGUACACGAAGUACCAGGAAUUGCGAAAGUCGCAUUUGCUAUAAAUGUUGUAACAAUCGAUUUCAAUGCGCA